GUGUGUGGAGCCUCCUGAGCCAGCUCAGCAUGGUGGAAUUCGCCCCCCUGUUGGUACCAUGGGAGCGCAGGCUACAGACCUUCGCGGUCCUUCAGUGGGUCUUCUCCUUCCUGGCCUUGGCCCAGCUCUGUAUCUUCAUCUUCAUCGGCCUCCUAUUCACGAGGUUCUGGCUCUUCUCAGUCCUAUAUGCCACCUGGUGGUACCUGGACUGGGACAGGCCGAGGCAGGGAGGCCGGCCCAUCCAAUUCUUCAGACGCAUGGCCAUAUGGAAGUACAUGAAGGAUUUCUUCCCUGUCUCUUUGGUCAAGACAGCUGAGCUGGACCCUUCCCGGAACUACAUCGCAGGCUUUCACCCCCAUGGAGUCCUGGCGGCCGGAGCCUUUCUUAACCUGUGCACUGAAAGCACAGGCUUUACCUCGCUCUUCCCAGGCAUUCGCUCCUAUCUGAUGAUGCUGACUGUGUGGUUCCGGGCCCCCAUCUUCCGAGAUUACAUCAUGUCUGGGGGGCUGGUCUCGUCAGAAAAGGUGAGUGCUGAUCACAUUCUGAGCAGAAAGGGCGGCGGGAACUUGCUAGCCAUCAUCGUUGGGGGCGCACAGGAAGCACUGGAUGCCAGGCCCGGAGCCUACAGGCUGCUGCUGAAGAAUCGCAAGGGCUUCAUCAGGCUCGCCCUGACACAUGGGGCAGCUCUUGUGCCGAUCUUCUCCUUUGGGGAGAACAACCUGUUUAACCAAGUUGAGAACACCCCUGGCACCUGGCUGCGCUGGAUCCAGAACUGGCUGCAGAAGAUCAUGGGCAUCUCCCUUCCGCUCUUCCAUGGCAGAGGUGUCUUCCAGUACAGCUUUGGCCUCGUGCCCUUCCGCCAGCCCAUCACCACCGUAGUGGGGAAGCCCAUCGAGGUGCAGAUGAUACCACAUCCCUCGGAGGAGGAGGUGAACCGGCUUCACCAGCUCUAUAUCAAGGAGCUAUGCAAGCUCUUUGAGGAGCACAAACUCAAGUUCAACGUCCCUGAGGACCAGCAUCUGGAGUUCUGCUAAGUGUCUCCAGCCGGAAGACAGCUGCAUCUGAGCGCCUGCAGGAGUGCUGGGAUGAGAGGGAUUUCCACAGCCACCAGGAACUCCUAGGAGCCCAGCCACAGCUGGCAAGAUGGAGGCAGUUCCUAACCCUGGGAUUCGUCCCUGCAGCCAAAGCUCUGAGCUCUCCCUGUCCUUGGUCUGCACAUCUGUAGAAUGGGGGGGAAAGCAGGCAGAGAGCAAUUCCUGAGGUCUCUCUCCACAGUUGUAAUGUCAUUCAAACAUGACCAAAGGACAGCCAUGGAGAAAGAGAACAAAAUUGUUCUUUACCUACCCUUGAGGGACAGUGCAAGAGGAGCCAGCACCCCAGGCCUCUCUGUACAUGCCCCCUGGAUGCCUCUUCUUACCCUCUGAGCUGGAGAGGGGAAGCCAUAUAUGCCCUGGCACCCACUCUAUGUUUCUUCCAGAUUCUGAGUCCUCUGAGCUAUGACAUGAAGGAGCCCAGAGACAGUUAAGGAGGACAGAGCUCACUGACUAUGACCGAGGUUAGAUCUCCUUCCCAUGUCCUGAGCCUCGGUUUCCUCAGCCUUAAUGACCUGGGAGCCACACCUCUCACAUCACAGAGGCUCCCCCAGGGAGCCUCUUACUCAUGCUUUCUAGUGAACUCUAGCCUCUGUCUUGGCACAAAAGGGCAGUGCUGUACAUGUUGCUUCAAUAAAUAAAAGGAGUCUGUCGUAA
This is a messenger RNA of Rattus norvegicus (Norway rat), 1748 nucleotides long. It is a transcript of the gene Mogat2, whose product is annotated as monoacylglycerol O-acyltransferase 2. Gene Ontology annotation, cellular component: perinuclear endoplasmic reticulum membrane; endoplasmic reticulum membrane; endoplasmic reticulum. The transcript has 6 exons. The coding region runs from base 30 to 1034 and encodes 334 amino acids. The record is from RefSeq and is marked provisional. Lineage: Eukaryota; Metazoa; Chordata; Mammalia; Rodentia; Muridae. Gene Ontology annotation, biological process: lipid metabolic process; monoacylglycerol biosynthetic process. Gene Ontology annotation, molecular function: 2-acylglycerol O-acyltransferase activity; acetyltransferase activity; acyltransferase activity, transferring groups other than amino-acyl groups.